AAAAUGAAACAUAAGGGGAGGGGGAGAGAUCCCGCCCGCAAUACUAUCAAAGCAGCCUUGCACAGAAGGAAGAUGAGGAAGGCCCCCAGAUCCCCAUAUUUGCAUCAAUUCACAUGCGAAAGCCCUGGCGCUCCCUCUCCUCCUCCCCCCCCCCCGCGUGCUGACUAGGAGAGAGCUGGUUAUUCUUGCAGCUCUUGUUGUCUUGGCAGAAGUUCAAUGAGCAGCAGGAGGAGGAAAGAGGAGAGGGGGGAGGAAGGGGAAGAGCCUAGCACGCAGGCGCUCCUGGGCACUGUCGAAGAAUCGAGUCACUGGAGCAGAGCGCACGAGCGGCGACGACUGUUUCUGGAGUCCCCGCCCCAGUGCGAGUGUCUGGGCAGCCGGCAGCCGGCGGGCAGCGCUGUAGUAGCGGGAGCGCGGUGCAGGCAGAGCGAGCAGCGCGCUGUAGUGAGGGUCUGAGGGUGCCGUUUUGGGGCGAUGCUUCUCGCCGCGUCCCUGUGAGUGACUAGCCAGGGAGACUAGGAGAGGCUGGCAGAAGGCAAAGGUUCCUCCCCACUCCCCUCGCCUUGGAGCUGCUCUUGUUUGCAAAAGGAGGUGACAAUCCGUGCAAGAGCCUGCAGGAGCUGCAAAGCACAGAGCCUCCCCGGUGGCUAGAAGAAUAGCAGUGGGAAGAGGAGGAAGGGGACGAGGCGCGGGGCGUUCGUUGCCCCUGGACUGGGCCAUGUCGUCCACGGCGGUGGCGGUGGCUGCUAACUCCCGCCGGCAGUCGUGCUACCUGUGCGACCUGCCCCGCAUGCCCUGGGCCAUGAUCUGGGAUUUCACCGAGCCUGUCUGCAGGGGCUGCGUCAACUACGAAGGGGCCGACCGGGUGGAGUUUGUCAUCGAGACGGCUCGUCAGCUCAAGCGGGCGCACAGUUUCCAGGAGGGCCGGGCUCCGCCGCCCCAUGCCAAGCAACAGCCCCCUCCGCUCAGCGCCAAGGAAAUGCACUCUGCAGCCGAGGCAGCCUCCCGCGCUCCGCCGCAGCCUCACGAGCGCUACUCUUUGGCAGCCACAGCCCCCUCUGAGAGGCCGCCGCCGCGUCUGGGACCCGAGUACGGAGGCGGCAGCAGGCAGGUCAAUGGCAUCCUGGUGCCCAACGGUUUUUCCAAGCCCGAGGAACCGCCUGAACUCAACCGCCAGAGCCCCAACCCGCGGCGGACGCACACUGUGGCUCCCACCCUGGUGCCCCUGAUAAACGGAGCUUCCCUGCCCGCCGCCAUCAGCAUCAAUAGUCGGGCGGCGGCGGCUGCAGCAGCCUCCUUGGCAGCCAUCUCGGGGGCACCAACCGCGCUGCAGGUGUCCGUCUCGCAAGCGCAGCAGAGCCAGCAGCAGCCCGGGGAAGUGGGGGGACACAAGCGGCCUGGCUCGGUGUCGUCUUCGUCGUCUAGUAGCGGUGUGAGCAGCGGCGGAGCCAGCGACCUGGAGGGCAAGGACAAGGGGCAGCAGCAGGCGCGGGGCUCGGCGGACAACCUGGAGCAGCUGGGUGUGGAGAGCAAGAGUCGGGGCGCGGCGGCGGCGGGGGGCUCGGAGCAGGAGUGGCUGGGCAAGCCCAAGACCGUGCGCGACACCCUGCUGGCCUUGCAGCACAGCGGCCACGCGGGGCCCUACGAGAGUAAGUUCAAGAAGGAGCCCGGCAUGGCGGGCGCGAGGCUGCUGGGUUACGACAGCAACGGAGCCGUGGCGAAACCAGGGGCACGGGCUGCACGGAAGAGAAAGCCUUCUCCAGAACCAGAAAGUGAAGCUGGACCUCCUAAAGUCAAUGGAGAGGCUCAGUCAUGGUUACCAACCUCAUCAGAAGGGAUGAAAAUGCCAAUGGCCGCUCCAUCUUUCAUGUCCCCACCACCUCCAACUGCUUCACCUCAUUCCAACCGGACCACGCCACCUGAGGCUGUCCAGAAUGGCCAGUCCCCUAUGGCUGCGCUCAUAUUAGUUGCAGACAAUGCUGGGGGUAACCAUGCUUCCAAAGAUGCCAACCAAGUUCACUCCACCACCAGGAGGAAUAGCACUAGCCCACCCUCUCCAUCCCCUAUGAACCAAAGGAGGCUGGGCAGGGAGGUGCCCAGUCAAGGGGCAAACAACGGAGGGAUGGAGCCAGUGCACCCGGCCAGCCUCCCAGACUCUUCUCUGGCAGCCAGUGUUCCCCUGUGCUGCACUCUGUGUCAUGAGCGCCUGGAAGACACCCACUUCGUGCAGUGCCCCUCAGUCCCAUCCCACAAGUUUUGCUUCCCUUGUUCCAGACAGAGCAUCAAACAGCAAGGAGCUAGUGGUGAGGUAUAUUGUCCCAGUGGGGAUAAGUGCCCUCUGGUGGGUUCCAAUGUCCCUUGGGCUUUCAUGCAGGGUGAGAUUGCAACCAUUCUUGCAGGAGAUGUGAAAGUGAAAAAAGAGAGAGACUCGUGACUUUUCUAGUUUCUCAAUGCAACAUCAACUUUAACGAAAACUGCUUGAAUUGUAUAUAUCUAUAAAUACCUAUAAAUAUCUAUAUAUAUAUUAUAUAUAUAUAUAUAUAUAUAUCUUCAAGACAAGGGAAAUGUAGACUUCAUAAAACAUGGCUGUAUAAUUUUGAUUUCUUUUUUUGAAUACAUUGUGUUUCUAUAUUUUUUGAAGACAAAAGGUAUGUACUUAAAAAACAUUUCCUUUUUUUUGUUAUAGCAACUAUUUGUUGUGCUUCCUUGGUGACAGUUACUGUUCAGUGUAGGCUGUGACUUGCGCUGCUUUUUUUAGAGAGCACUUGGCAACCCAGAAAUGCUUCUAGCUAUAUUUGUAUGCACUUGUUUUUGUUGGGUUUUUUUGUUUUUGUUUUUGUUUUAUUUUUUUUUUAAAUGCCAAAUACAUCUUCUGACAUUGUAAAGAUCGCCUUACUGUCUGUGAUUCCUUAUUUUUUGCCCUUAUUCAGUCAGGCUGGAGGCAUUCAGGUUUUAGAUAUAAUAUGGGGUUAAAAGUAUUCAUAGGAUUAAAGCAGGAAUGCCACUCAGACCAGCCCAAAGAUGAGGGGAGAGAGCUCAAGGGAUUUCACUUGGAAACUGUACCCUUGUUGCAGCUGCAAAAAUUGCCAGAUUCUUAGAGCAGUUGUUUCUAGAAGGAAGUUUCCUUCAGAGCAUUAUGCUAAGCAAGGCGCUGUUGCAUUAGGCAUUCUGGAGUUUGUUUUUUCUUAAAGGCAGAGUUGGCCACCUUUCAAGUAGUUGGUUGUAAGAUUGCAAAACUGCAUUUAUUCAUUGAUUACAUAAUGUUCCUCCAGAAUUUUGUGAUAAAUUUAAUUAUUGUUUAACUGGGCAUUGGUACAGACAGAGUAGCACUGCCAUCUUUUAAACAAAUCCGUACCUUUUCAGUGCCACUCAGCAUUGCCACUUGCCACUUCUUCCUAUUCAUGUGGAAAAGUCAUGAGGGUUUGAGUGUUGAUUUUUUAAAAAUAUAGUGCAGGUGGACUUUGAUCUCACACAACAGUUAACUAUGAUACUGUUGCUAUUGCUGACAUCAUGUUACCAGGUAGUGGCAGAUAAGUGUGGUAAUGACAACAGUGUAUGAGCUUUUGCCUGGCUUGCCUGUAUUGGCAGCAUAAAGGUGAAUGGAAAUUUCUGCCUGGAAAUUUCUGUGUUGGAGGGGAAACAUCUCUUACUUAAGUAAAACAACUUGGAAUUUACAUCAGUUGCAGUUCCACAUAGGCAUGCUUUGCCUUUUAGACUACUUUCAAGAAUUCUUUUAUAAAAUGACUAUUUUGAUCACACUUUUUUCGCAUCAGACAGCAGACGUUUUUAACUAAUAAAUCAUCAGUUACUAGAAAUAGUUAAGCUGUACUGUAGUGUUUUUGUGCUGUUGACAGUUGUGCUAGCAACACUGCUGUGCAACCCUUUGUAUCUAUGUGUUUAUAAUAUGGUCACAAACAACUGUUUGAAGCAGAAAGAUGGUUAUAUGGUCCCCAUCUCUGUUGCAAAUAACACUAUACAUUUUGAUGUUCAGAGAAUCUGUUCAACUAAGUUUAACAGUUUUGGAUUCUGUUUAGUCAGAUUGUUCUUCUGUGUUACUGUUCAGAGACUGCUAUUUAAUGCAGAAUAGAUAGGGGUUUUUUUUAAUGGUCAUGACAUUUGAAAAUCCAAACUGCACAUGCACAGUACCUUUUCUUUUUGAAGUGUUUUUAAUAAGCACACCCCAUUAGCAUUGUGUUCCAUAUUACAGGUCAGUGUAAUAUUAAAUAACAAGAUUUGCAUGGUAAACCAAUUCAAUACUCUAUAAAAUGAUAGAAAUACAUAUAGUCCAGACUGGUGUCUUAUGUAAACACAUGUUUAGACAGUUUGAGAGAAAAAACGCACAUAUAUACAACUGUAAAGGAUUCUUUGGAAUCACUAUAGUCUGUGGAAAUGUGUAUUUAGGCACUUUAUUAAAAACUGGAUUUUGAAUUGAUAGAUGGUAACAAGUUCUUAAGAAUCUCUUUGACAUAAUACCUCAUGUAUUAUACCAAUUUGUAUGGAGAAUUUGCAUUCUAGGUAAAACAAUAUCCCUUCUAAAAUUUUCCUGGAAAGCUCAUUGUGAUGUCUUGGCAUGUAGUUCAGAUUUGAGCUUCUUGAGUUCAGGUGGGAUGAUAGUAACUUUUUCUUGCUAAUGCUAUUCAGGCAUGUCAAGGUAUUGAGAGGCGUUUGAUCUGGAUCUCAAACAAAAACCCUUUUAUUUACACUUAUAUCCUGAAUAAGUGUGUUCAUAUACUGUAGCCCAGUGAGAUCACUGUAUGUUCUUUAAAGUAGUUUAAAUAGUGGGAAAGUUUAGGCCUUGUCAUACCACGUAAUGACACCUGGAACAAAUUUUCAACAUUCUCCAGUGAUUCAGUCAGCUCCUUCCAAACCUGUAAUAGUGACUGGUUCUAACACACAAUAUACAUUCGUAAUUCAGAAAUGUCAUAAGCUUUUUGCAUUUUGAUUGGGCCUAAUGUCAUUUUAGUUUGUUUCUUGAAGCAUUUAUGACAUCACUUCAGUGGAUCACUAUAUAUUUACUAUAUGUUUCCUUGGCUACAAACAUUUUUAAGUGCUUUAGCUGCAACAGUACUACCAUUAAUCUCUGAUAAUAGUGCAAACCUUGGCUCCAUUCCAGCCAAUGCAAAUUUAAUCAUUUGUUUCAAUGGAGUUGGGCUUACACCCUUACUUUUUUUGGAAGUUUUUAAUGGUGAUAAUUUGUAUAGCAAUAAAGCAAAAUGUUGUUUUAAUGGAGAGUGUGAUUCUUGGAAUCUCACCUUCAUUACACUUUUAAGUUACUUUUAUUGAAAUAUCACCUGCACUAUGCUUUUGUUGUUUAUAGUUGCUAAACUAACACAUUACUAUUUUUACUUAUUAUUUUUUAUCUUUUGCAUUAAAUAAAGUGAAAUUAGGAGCUUUAAA
Messenger RNA from Hemicordylus capensis (graceful crag lizard), 5397 nucleotides. RefSeq names its product interferon regulatory factor 2 binding protein 2 (gene IRF2BP2). The transcript is spliced from 2 exons. Gene Ontology annotation, biological process: regulation of transcription by RNA polymerase II. Gene Ontology annotation, molecular function: transcription corepressor activity. The record is from RefSeq and is a predicted model, not a curated record. Gene Ontology annotation, cellular component: nucleus. NCBI's taxonomy places the organism in Eukaryota, Metazoa, Chordata, Lepidosauria, Squamata, Cordylidae. Bases 719 to 2434 code for a protein of 571 amino acids.